Parnassius apollo (apollo) is the source of this 408-nucleotide messenger RNA. The record is from the annotation of a GenBank genome assembly. Lineage: Eukaryota; Metazoa; Arthropoda; Insecta; Lepidoptera; Papilionidae.
AUGAAUAAAAAUGGCGUUAAAGUUAUUAAAUGGGUUGACAAAAGGCAAAUUCUAAUGAUAUCUACUCUCAAAGAGGACAAAGAUGUGCUUGUCAACACUGGCAAAAAAAAUAGGAAGACGAAUGAAGAUAUAAAAAAGCCUACAUGUGUCUUAACGUAUAAUAACAACAAAAAAGGAGUUGACUUCAGCGACCAAAUGUCUUCAUACUAUUCUACAUUAAAAAGAGGGCUCAAAUGGUUCAGAAAAGUGGGUAUGGAAUAUUUGUUAGGCAUGGCGUUAGUAAACGCGUGGAUCACAUACAACGUGAAAUGUGAUAAGAAGGUUUCAAAAAAAGAAUUUACAGAGGCAUUAAUGCAAUCAUUAACUGGAAAAAGUAUAUGCGCUGAUAGUAAGUAUAAUGACGUGUAA